AAAACAAUGGUUAAAAAAGAGAUCUUUUUGGGGAGUGGCGCCACGAAAGAGCCGAGGCUAAGUCAGGCCAUUGCCAGCACCAACCAAAGCGGCCCGCCGGAAUCUGACCCCUUUGCCGAGUACAUGUGGAUGGAGCACGAAGAGGAGUUCAACAGGCAGGUGGUGGAGCAGCUGUGGGAGGAGGACUUCGUAGAGUACUGCUUCCAGGAGAUGUUGGACGAGGAAGAGGAGGCAGAGUUGUUCAUCCCAGCCAGAGAACUGCCGGACGCUCGCGGUCAGAGGGCAGACGGUGAGGCGAGCAUCCUGAACCCAAAUGCCAAGGAGUUCUCGGCGGGCAUUCGGAAACACAUCCCGUGACCGCACACCGUCCCGUCAUGCGCAAGACGCACGCGGGCCAAUGUGAACAUGCGUUCGAUUGGCCACCGCACCGCUGGUAUGUUAGUUGCAUUGCCCUAUGCCAGUGGUUCUUAACCGGGGGCGCGUGCGAGGAUAACCCGGGGGAAAUUUACAAUUUUUCGGGGAUAGUGGUGGGGUAACCGAAAAAAGUGACCAAUUCAAGAAGUCAUUGUGUUAAUUGGCAUUCGGGAGAAUGCUAAUUAAGCCUUACUUUAUAGCUGUAAAGUAGACCGCUUAUUAUGAUACUAAUUAGUUAGGGUUAGGUAGGGUCAGGGGUGCGAGCACUGGUUGGUGAAUUGAAUGGGGUGCGAACAAGGAAAAAGGUUAAGAGCCACUGCCCUAUGCCGUCCGUCCGUCUGCUUGCUUGCGGUUUAAGGUAGGUGCUGUGCUACCCGCAAUGCUUUGCGGAUGCACAAAACUACUUUAGAG
Syngnathus acus (greater pipefish) is the source of this 825-nucleotide messenger RNA. RefSeq names its product polyadenylate-binding protein-interacting protein 2-like. The record is from RefSeq and is a predicted model, not a curated record. Gene Ontology annotation, cellular component: cytoplasm. Gene Ontology annotation, molecular function: mRNA regulatory element binding translation repressor activity. The transcript has 4 exons. Gene Ontology annotation, biological process: negative regulation of translational initiation. The coding region runs from base 7 to 357 and encodes 116 amino acids. NCBI's taxonomy places the organism in Eukaryota, Metazoa, Chordata, Actinopteri, Syngnathiformes, Syngnathidae.